Messenger RNA from Heterobilharzia americana, 618 nucleotides. Lineage: Eukaryota; Metazoa; Platyhelminthes; Trematoda; Strigeidida; Schistosomatidae. The record is from the annotation of a GenBank genome assembly.
AUGGAUGAAGCUUUGAUAAUUCAAGAUCUAACCGUUAUCCCUGUAAAUCUUAGACAAGGUCUGACUCAUUACAUGUAUGCCAAGAAAUUAAAGAAGAAAUCUAUUCUCAUUUAUAAUGUCCACCCUUUAAUGGAUGCGAAGUCUCUGUUCAAUUUUUUUAAAUUAUUCGGUGAAGUAACUAGUCUACGUUAUUCUCCGCCUGAAGCUCAAGCUCUUUUCGAAUAUGAUAAAUUAGAGUGUAUAGAAAAUAUUUUAUCAACUCCAAUGAAUAAAAUUUAUCAAUUCCAAUUGACAAGUAUUGAUAUUCCUGAAAGUUAUUUAAAUCGAAAUCCUGAAUGGAUAAUAGACUAUCAGAAGGCAAAAAAUGAUUCCGAGAUGAUUUUACAAAAUUAUUUCAAGAAGCGUAUAGAACUUAGUAAAACACCAGAUAAGGAUGGUUGGAUUACUGUUAACAAGGGAACACGUUUUACACUGAAAUACAACAAUAUCAAUUAUACUGAGAAAAAAAUUAUCAAAAAUGCUGAUCAUUACUUAGGAAGUCUGAUCGAUUCACAAUUGGAUUCAUGGAGUUCAUAUGUGUUAUAUUAUGCGUCUGGGGUAAUCCUAGCGUUGCUGUAA